Messenger RNA from Entrophospora sp. SA101, 402 nucleotides. NCBI's taxonomy places the organism in Eukaryota, Fungi, Glomeromycota, Glomeromycetes, Entrophosporales, Entrophosporaceae. The record is from the annotation of a GenBank genome assembly.
AUGGAAGAUACCGUUAAAGUUGUUAAUGUUGAUAAAAAUUCUACAGAUAAGCAAUCACUUGCAAUCGAAUUGGUCCAUCUAUUUGAAAAAAUAAGCUUGGCAGAGAAUAAUACUAAACGAGCCAAGGUGGAAGAAAUUACGAGCUGGUACCAAUAUAGAAAGCAUUUCGAAAAAAGACUUGAUGAUAUUUUACCCGAAAACCAAAGAAAUGAUAAGAGAGCCUAUGAUUUAGCAAAAAUUAUUGAUCCAUAUCCUUAUUUAUAUCUGGACUCAAAGAUUAAAUAUACUAAUACCGUGAACAUUGAAACUAGUACAAAUUUAGUGAUUGUCACCGAAUUCAUGGGAUUUUGGAUUUGGACGUCAAGUAUAAGUGCAGUACACCAGAAAAGCUUCUCAAAAUAA